GGCCCUUCGCGGAGAGGCCCACCGCCCAAGAAUCAUGGUUCAUGUAAGCGCUACCUGCGGGCAGUAACGAGAAAGCAUCCGCGAUGGUCAAAAUGCAGGUCAGUACAUGGUUGUCGAAGCCAGUAUCCUCGAUCGAUGGCCAGAAGUUGUAUGCAGCCCGCUUGGGACAGUGGAAAAGAAAGACUCAAACCCAGCAGACGAAGUACGGACGAUUCAUGAUUUAUCAUUUCCCAGAGACGCGAUCGAGUACCUCGCCCACCGAGGUCAUGCCGGGAAUAUAUGCAUACUAA
Messenger RNA from Phytophthora nicotianae INRA-310, 290 nucleotides. RefSeq lists its product as hypothetical. The transcript is spliced from 2 exons. The coding region runs from base 84 to 290 and encodes 68 amino acids. The record is from RefSeq and is a predicted model, not a curated record. Lineage: Eukaryota; Oomycota; Peronosporomycetes; Peronosporales; Peronosporaceae.